Messenger RNA from Boeremia exigua, 717 nucleotides. RefSeq lists its product as uncharacterized. The transcript has 2 exons. The record is from RefSeq and is a predicted model, not a curated record. Lineage: Eukaryota; Fungi; Ascomycota; Dothideomycetes; Pleosporales; Didymellaceae. Bases 1 to 717 code for a protein of 238 amino acids.
AUGGAUCCAACGGACCAAAAUCCACCGGCUGGGUAUAGGGAUCGGGACACGCUGGACACCGUCCCGAGCCCUGCACCUCCCGAUGCAAUCGCGCCCGCCAACGACCAUUCCCCAUCAACCCCAGCUACCCAAGCAGCUGGCCAGCUCUCCAGCCGCUUCACACACAUCCCGUCCGCCCGCGCGUUUGUUCUCGAGCAGGCAAACACGUACACGCAUAGUUUCCCCGGCCCGAGCAACGCCGCUUCCAACACGACCCUGCACUCCCACCUCCGCAUGCUGCGGGACAGCACGUACGAUAUGUCUAUGGGCCAGUUGGAGCACAUCCACGAGCAACUCUGCGUCCGCCUCGCGCUGCAGCACCGCGCAACACGCCUCCUGGCCGCUGCUGGGAUCCCGCUCCCAUACAGGCUCGCCUGCACGCGCUUCAAUGAAGCUCGUUUGCAGAAGUGGAAGUUUGAGAACCCCGCCGAUGUAGUCGCGCAGAAGUACGAAGCCGCCGCGGGCAAGGUCUUCGGCAUCCUUCCCCGCCCCGGCGGCGCGCAGGGGAUGCGCUGGCCGAAGCCGCGUCACUACAUCGCCGCUGCGCUUGCACUCGACGCCGCCAUCACUGACACGGCGACGCUUGACGCCGCCGUGCGCCGGCUCGAGGAAGCUGCUGCUGCCGACACCGAGCGCGUCGCGGACUUCGAAUGCGGGACCGCGAAUGGCACGCCGUGA